AUGAGCUGGACCAGACUGCGCAUCGCGGUUUGGCUAGCAUGCCUCGCCGUAGAUGUGAUAGCAGCAUCCACCUCUAUACAACUGACCACAAUAUCAAAUGCAACUUCGCCCGGGGUAACAUCACCAGCCCCCCUUGACCCGGCAGCAGCCGCGAUGGAGCAGAUGGCAGCCUCGUUAUCCCCAUGUGCAGUUGCAAAGUCGCCUUGCAACGCUACCGACUUUACGUGUAUUUGCACAAAUCGUUUGCUCAACGGAAACAUUGGCGCAUGUUUGGCACAGCAUUGCACUGUGACUGAGUCUCUACGUAUGACAUCACUUGUUUGGAAGCGGUUUUCUUUCGAAGCCCAUCUAUCAUUUGAGGCACAGAGAUACUCGAAAACGUCUUGCAGAGUGCCCGUUCGUCGCAACACGGAUCAAGGUCCCAUCACAUGGACUCUCUUCUCUAUUGCGCUGGUGGCUCUAGCUGCUCGACUGAUCUCCAAAAUUCCUUCUCUGAAUCCUGCAUUCUCGUUCGGCUGGGACGACUGGCUGAUCCUUGCAUCUACUCUUGCGCUGAUCCCAGCAGACAUUGGAUCGCAAAUUUUGAUCGGUAUAGGUCUGGGGCAGGACAUAUGGAUGGUCUCUCCAGACAACAUCACCCAGAUUCUCUUGCUUUUCUUCGUCGAGGAGCUUCUCUACUCAUUCGUUGUGGCUGUCACCAAGUUGUCGAUCCUCAUAUUCUACCUACGUCUCUUCGCCGAGACCUGGUUCCGGGUGGUUUGCUAUGUUAUGUUAGGGGUCACGACGGUCUAUGGUAUCGGGCAGAUACUAGCUAUCGUCCUCGUAUGCUCCCCAGUGAGCUAUAAUUGGACGCAAUGGGAUGGUGAGCAUCAAGGAAAGUGCGGGAACGUUAAUCUCAUGGCAUUUAUCAAUGGUAGAGUGAAUAUUGCCAUCGACUUCAUUUUGUUCAUUUUGCCAGUCACUCAAUUUAUAACUGUCUCGUGGACUCUCAAGAAGAAGAUCGGCGGGUUACUGAUUGCCCUAAAGGGUGACGGCCUCGAGUGGGAUCCGGCUGGCUACAUUGGCGAAGUUCGGCGGAACGUAGAAUCCGACGUAUAA
This is a messenger RNA of Colletotrichum lupini, 1098 nucleotides long. RefSeq lists its product as uncharacterized. The record is from RefSeq and is a predicted model, not a curated record. The transcript has 8 exons. Lineage: Eukaryota; Fungi; Ascomycota; Sordariomycetes; Glomerellales; Glomerellaceae. The coding region runs from base 1 to 1098 and encodes 365 amino acids.